GCAUCAGUCAGCUUCCCCGCGCAGAAAGGCGAUUCGCCAAGCCUCCAUUACGUAUACUGCGGAAUUGAGCUUGGUGGUUGGCCAUCAGCGUUGCCUGAAAGUUGAAGACACUUCACGUUUCUCUUACUCCUACGUCACUACCACGAGACAAUCAACCACAACACGCAGAACACGACAAUCAACACCCCUAAUCUUACGAAGCAUGUCAACUCACGGCGGACAGAUCGCAGAUAACGCUGCGGGACUGAAAAUCGAAGUAAUCGACAGGGCCGAAGAUCUGACUGGCGGAUUUGAAUGCGCAGCUAAGUGCUUUGGGGAUCAAAUCAACGAUGCAGUGUGGACGGCUAUGAACCCUGGCUGGAACACAGCCGAGGGCAAGGCGGCGGGAGCAGCUCGAGUGGUAGACCGAUGGAAGUCCACAACUACGAACAAGGAUGGAAAACCGAACACAGUGUUCUUGAAGGCAACACUGCCUGACCCGCAACAAGCAGAUCGCCGCAUACUUGUUGGCUUUGCCAUCUGGGCGCAACUGUCGAUGGUUGAUGGAUACGGCGAUAAACCAUCCACCGACCUCAGCAUGAGCCUAGACCUGGAGGCGCUCUAUCCCGGCAAUGCAGAGGAACAGCGAUUCUUGAGCCAGGCGUUCGCUUCCCUGCUCAAGAAGCGCGUGGAAACGGUCAUCUCAAAGGAAGGCGCAAACCCCCCAGCAACUUUUGUACUGGAUCUCUGCGCUGUUGACCCGGCCUUCCAGCGCAGAGGUAUCGCGCUCAAGUUGGUGCAAUGGGGUUUGGAAGAGGCCAAGAUACGUGGAUUGGAGGCGACAACGGAAGCUUCAGCCAUGGGACGGCAUGUCUAUUCAAAACUGGGGUUCAAGCCCGUGUCAGAUGUCGAGUAUGUGAUUGACGAGGAUGUUAUCAAGGGCCGCACCAUGCCACCAAACCUGUUUAUGCGCACGGGUGGAGUAGCAUAAAACCAUGAUCAAGAUACAACCGGGGCAAGCGAGGGCCUGGUGUCUUCGGUUCGCUACAGAAAGGAGAGGGGGGUAGGAAGGCACCGCCCAGGCGUGUAUGACAGCGGAAGCACACGGAAUAGAAGCGAAAAGAGAGAAGAAAAAAAAAAAGAAAAAGGGCGGGGGCGUUGUAUAUACAUCCGGUUUUAGAUGGCCUUUCCAUGGCCCCAAUUCCCGGUAAUCACAAACAGCUUCAAUGCAAA
Diaporthe batatas is the source of this 1212-nucleotide messenger RNA. RefSeq lists its product as uncharacterized. Gene Ontology annotation, molecular function: acyltransferase activity, transferring groups other than amino-acyl groups. Bases 203 to 970 code for a protein of 255 amino acids. The transcript has a single exon. NCBI's taxonomy places the organism in Eukaryota, Fungi, Ascomycota, Sordariomycetes, Diaporthales, Diaporthaceae. The record is from RefSeq and is a predicted model, not a curated record.